Phanerochaete carnosa HHB-10118-sp is the source of this 797-nucleotide messenger RNA. RefSeq lists its product as uncharacterized. The transcript has a single exon. NCBI's taxonomy places the organism in Eukaryota, Fungi, Basidiomycota, Agaricomycetes, Polyporales, Phanerochaetaceae. The coding region runs from base 231 to 539 and encodes 102 amino acids. The record is from RefSeq and is a predicted model, not a curated record.
GCUCAUUAAACAAACAUACAGGACACUUGCACAUUGGAGCCAUACGGCCAGGGCGGCGCGGUGGGGACAAGUAGGCUGAAAGACGAAAUCGAAGGCGUUGCGUGUAAAAAUACACAAGAGCUGUGUCAAGGCGUACCUUCCGAGACAUAUCUUGUUGGAUCGCACCCCGUUAUUAGCGAAGCAUGAUUGACGUGCGCCCUGGCUAAUACUGUUAAUCCUAUACUCGCAUAAUGGAAGAAGUCGAAGGACAGAAGAACGGAAUCGGGCUGGCCUACAACGCCCUGGUAUCAGGCGGCAUGCUGUUCCACUCAAAUACACCGUCAGAGUCGCUUGACUCGUCACGAGCUUUCUGUGGUUCCUGCGAAGAGGUUGAGCUAUGCGACCUCCCUGGCAUGGACUGGCAGAACGUGUCCUCCGUGGAAAAGGUGAUCAGUGUGAUCCCUGAUUGCUCCCGAACGCUGCACACAACGGCAGGCGCAGUGUCUGGCCGGCAGCGUACGGCGCCAGAAGUUCUCAAACCGUCAGAUUGUCGGCCCUAACGGGUCUUCCAACGCUGAUUGUUUCUCGGGGUCGCGUCGGUACUGCUCGCCGGUCGGACGAGGAACGGAGAACAGAACAUCCGCUGGUAAGGCGGGCACAGCCGCAUACGCCGUGCUGCUAAAGCGGGGCUUGUAUCGGAACCUGCAACAUACGGCAAUUUUACAACUGCGAUGGGUUAGGAAGAGACGGGAGGUUGGCGUCAUGGUGGUCGCCAAGUCGAAGGAGCACUAGUACUAGCAUUAGUAAUUAAUAUAGGC